UUGACACUGAAUAAAAGCGCCCGCGGCGAUGUACCAAAACGAGUACACACAAAAUGUCAAUACCAACACUUACCGGCUAUGUGAUAUAAAAGCAUCUGCUGUACAAACGAAAAUCAUUCCAUCCUCUACAACGGAACAAGCAAACAUGUACACAAAGGUCAUAGUCGUCCUGUGCGCCGCGGGCAUCGCCUCCGCUGGCAACCUCCUCCACGCUGCUCCGGUUGCGUACAGCUCCCCAGUAUCUUCCGUAUCCUACUCUUCGCAAACCACUGCUCACGCUGCACCCGUCGCGUACGCCGCUGCACCCGUCGUCGCUAAAACAAUCUCGCCCGCUGUGUCCUACCAAACCAUCUCUACCCACUCAGCCCCCGCACUGGCUGCGUACUCCGCACCCGCCGUGGCAGCUUACCAUGCACCUUUAGUGACUAAAACCAUCGCCGCCCCAGUGUCUUACUCGUCCGUGGCCCACCCCGCCGUGUCUUACUCUUCAGUAGCCCACGCUGCCCCAGUAGCAUACUCCAGCCCUGUUUACGCUAAGACCAUUGCUGCACCCGUGGCUACAUACGCCGCCGCUGCUCCCGCCUACUCCACUUACGCUGCUGCACCCGUACUGAAGUCUGCCAUCACUUACUCUGCCGCACCCGCUGUCUCUCAUGUAUCUUACACCGGCUUAGGCGCUACCUACGGGUGGUAAACAAUGAGAUAAAAUAUGUAAAUAUACGUUAUUAUGUUUAUUAUAAUUUAUUGACUAUUUUAUAAUAAAAAAAAAUUAUGAAA
This is a messenger RNA of Bicyclus anynana (squinting bush brown), 777 nucleotides long. Its product is annotated as pupal cuticle protein C1B. The transcript is spliced from 2 exons. The record is from RefSeq and is a predicted model, not a curated record. Lineage: Eukaryota; Metazoa; Arthropoda; Insecta; Lepidoptera; Nymphalidae. The coding region runs from base 29 to 694 and encodes 221 amino acids.